This is a messenger RNA of Pseudomyrmex gracilis, 1752 nucleotides long. RefSeq names its product cytochrome P450 4C1-like. The record is from RefSeq and is a predicted model, not a curated record. Bases 170 to 1702 code for a protein of 510 amino acids. The transcript is spliced from 12 exons. Gene Ontology annotation, molecular function: heme binding; iron ion binding; oxidoreductase activity, acting on paired donors, with incorporation or reduction of molecular oxygen. NCBI's taxonomy places the organism in Eukaryota, Metazoa, Arthropoda, Insecta, Hymenoptera, Formicidae.
UUUAGAUUUGUACAUAAGAUUCUAUUCUAGUGGCUUGUACGACUCGUAGUUUUUCUGUGCUACUUCAUGUGUAUUAGAUCUACGAAACUUCUUGUAAUACGCGAUAUCUAGUAAAAUAUUUAUAGAUAGAGAGUUUUCAAGGACAAAGAACUGUCGAAUAAAAGGAAAUAUGUGUGAGUAUGUGUUUCUCCUUCUUAUCGCUCUUCUGUUCAUUGUAAUUAUUUACGGCUUCGACAAGAAAGAAUGUUGGAAACUAAAACAAAAUUUUCAAUUUGCUGCCUCCCUGCCGGGACAAUCAAUAUUAUUAUCUAUCUUCGACUCUAUACUAAUCGCUUGUAACUACAAAAAUUUACUUGACUGUGUGCUAGCGAAUACCAUGAAAUACGACACUCCGAGUCGUUUUAUGCUUGGAAUGGAUAUAUACAUAUUGCUUUCAAAACCCGAAGAUUAUAAGAUUGUGCUGACGAACGUAAAUGGCGUCGACAAAAGUUCAGUAACCAAGAUGUGGGAGGUGUUUCUUGGUGAUGGGAUUAUUAGAACUUCAGGUGCGAGUCACAAAAUUCGACGAAAACUGAUACAACCUACGUUAAAUACGAAGUAUUUAAAUGAAUACGUAACUUUAUUCGAUAAUUAUAGUAACUGCUGUGCAAGCUAUAUAAAAAAAGAAAUCAACGGUCAUACAUUUGAUGUUAAACCAUAUAUAGCGCGAUACGCAGUUGAUAUAUAUUUAGCAACAAUUAUGGGUAUUCACGGAACAGCAUACAAGGGUGAAUAUGACGAGUUGUGGUGCUGGCAAGAAAAACUGAUGAAACAGAUUUUUAGUAGAAUGUUAAAGCCGUGGUUGUAUCCGGAAUCCAUUUUCUCUCUGAGUGAAAACGCAAAACAAACGCGUAUUGCUAAAAAGAUCAUACAGGAUUUUCUUGACAGUACAAUGUCAACGAACUUCGCAAAUAACACUUUGAUAUACGACACCGAGUAUGAAUUCUUCGAAGACAAACAAUCUCAAGCAUCAAACUCCGUUUUUUGCAACUAUUUGAAACGUUUGAAGCAACAUGAUUGCGACAUUAAGGAAAAAAAUUCUAGAGUGAGCGAUGAGAACUUUGCGGACGAUAUUUGUAAUUUAUACGCUGCUAUUCAAAAUACCAUUACGGAAUUGACGUCUUCUGUGUUACUUAUGUUGAGUAUGCACUCGGAAGUUCAAGAAAAAUUGCGACAGGAAAUUUUGCUAACAUUUGGCACCGACAAUGUCGACGCUAAACGUCUCACAAACAUGCGAUAUCUUCAUAUGAUAAUCCAAGAGACAUUAAGAUUGUUUCCCACAUCACCUGUAAUUUCGCGACAACUCACAGGAGACGUAGAACUAGAAUCUUGCACUCUUCCGAACGGAAGCUACAUCAUGAUACCAGUUUUUGCUAUUCAUCGUAAUCCCGAGUAUUGGCACGAUCCCGAGAAGUUUCUUCCCGAACGAUUUUCUCCGGAAAAUUCGUCAAGCCGUCACCAGUACGUUUACGUACCAUUUGGCAUAGGACCCAGAAGUUGCUUAGGUCAAAGGUAUACGUUUCUAUCUGUGGCAACAAUAAUUGUCAAUUUAGUGCGGCAAUUUCGUUUUGUGUCCACUGAAACUUUAACAGACAUAAAAUUAAGUACUGAUAUUAUAUUGCGCUGUCAAGACGGUGUUAAAGUAUCUGUGUUUCACAUAUGAGUUUACUUUUUUAUAUAUAUAUGACAAUAUCAAAAUUAUAUUAUAUAUUU